Messenger RNA from Cyprinodon tularosa, 1749 nucleotides. It is a transcript of the gene polg2, whose product is annotated as polymerase (DNA directed), gamma 2, accessory subunit. The transcript is spliced from 8 exons. Gene Ontology annotation, biological process: mitochondrial DNA replication. NCBI's taxonomy places the organism in Eukaryota, Metazoa, Chordata, Actinopteri, Cyprinodontiformes, Cyprinodontidae. Bases 332 to 1663 code for a protein of 443 amino acids. Gene Ontology annotation, cellular component: mitochondrion; cytoplasm. The record is from RefSeq and is a predicted model, not a curated record.
CCCGGAAGUUAUCGGUUAACUUCCGGGUCUGGGAAUCACGCUGCGUGUUUCUUCAUAGAAACUUUUUCCCAGCCGUAGUUUUUGUAAACUAGAAAUGUUUUUCAGAUGAUUUUGCAGCAUAUUUAUUAUUUAUGCAGUGACUGGAAAACAGCGGACAUUUUUGCCGUAAAUGCAGCGGGAUUAGCCACUUAGCUUAGCUUCUUGCAGAGUUGUUUUUUAUAGCAUCUCAUUCGCACAUGUAAACACAUAGCUGUAAUCUUAUGUGGCCCAAAAGGUUCAGAUAGAUGACGUAAUCCCUGACUUAAGUUUAUGUUUGGACCUGAAGUUGAACAUGUGGAUCCAGAGCAUCAGACGCUGCAUCCGGUCACAUUCAUGUUCGGGAGGCACCAGAGGAGUCUGCAGCCCAGCGGCUGAUGGGUCGGACCGGCUCCGUGUCCUACUGCAGCUCUGCGCGGACAGAUUCUACAUCUCUCCCGGGGAAAGCAACGCGGAGCUUUUCCGGAGAGGCUGGAGCUGCAGCUACGGUCCGCUGGGCGUGGAGCUGCGGGGGAACCUGCUGCGGCAGUGGUGGCACUCAGUGACCGGGUCUAAGGAGCGGGUGUUCGGAUUGAGCACACCGAGCUUCAGCGCGGAGCAAAGAGCGGCUGGAGCCCGGCUGGUUGAAGCCGAACACGUCCAGCAGAUACUGGAUCGGUCCGAUUUAAACAGAGAUCAGCUGAUCCAGGAGCUGAGGGGGCUGCUGCUGAGCUCUCCAUCUGUGAGGAGAAGUUUACUUCAAGGUGCCUUGGAGAACUUUGUGUCUUCGCUGGAAAUGGUGAACAGAAAACUCCCAUUUGGCCUGGCUGAGAUGGGUCCGUGUUUCCAGCCUUCAGAUGGCUCUGGUUGCUUCGCUGAGGUCAACCAGACGUCUCUGGUGUGGUUUUGCUCUCCCCGCACAUCUUCCCAGUGGCUGGACCACUGGGCACGGCAGAGGCUGAAGUGGUGGAGGAAGUUUGCCCUGUCCCCCUCUGACUUCAGCAGCGUUGAGGUGCCUGAGAACGAGCUUCAAGAGACGGCGUCUCGGGGGAUGAAGAUCUUGUUCAAUUUCCCAUGGGGUCCCGAAUCCCUGGAGACACUAUGGUGUCGAGGAGACGCAGAACUUCUGCAGACGUACAAGGGGGUCCGCAGCAAACUACAGAGUCGAGAUGGCCGGAAGUCCGUCCCCCACGUCGUGUCUGUGAGCGGCAACAUGGACCGCGGCGUCUUGGCCUUCCUGUCUAACUCCCUCCAGCAGCUCAGAAGAGAGGACGGCAAAAAGAGGCUGCAGCAGAGGAAGGUUCUGAAGCUGCAUCCAGUGUUGGCUCCUGUCAAGGUGGCUUUAGACAUUGGGAAGGGAGCCACGGUGGAACUUAGACAGGUCUGUGAGGGCCUCCUGCAGGAGUUCCUGGAAGCUAAGAUCUCUGCUUGGCCUGGGUAUCUUGAAACUCUGCCAUCAUCAUUAGAGCAUCUGAAUGCAAAAUAUGACGAGAUGGGAGUUCUCUUCUCUGUGGUAAUCAAUGAAAACACCCUGGAGAGCGGCCUCCUGCAGGUCCGCAGCAGAGACACAACCAUCAGAGAGACGAUGCACAUUUCAGAAAUCAGACACUUUCUCUCCAAAUAUAUUACUGCUGCAGACAAACUCUGAAAAGAAAAAAAAAUAUCUGGAUCAUAAAGGACUUUUCUCUCCCUACAGCAUUGAGUCACACAAAUAAACCUUCUGUAACCCAAUAA